AUGAAUAACUUUCAACCGAACAAUCAAACUAAGCCAACUGAAAACAAUAGCUUUGACAAUUUAAAUCAGAAUAAUCGAACUCAACCUGAGUCCUCCGGUUUAAUGAAAAUGGUCGGUCAAUCACUGCCAUUUUUACCUUUACUCUUCGAACAGUUCACUGGUCAAAAGAUACCGCAAAUGGGCGGAACCAUUGCCGAAAUGCAAUUAACUCUUUCGCAAGUUCUAACUAUGCAACAGCAAAUAUUAACUAAUCAGCAAACUCUCAAUCAAAGACUAGUGAACUUAGAAAACAAUGCUAGACUAGUUAGAACUGAUAAACGGGGGCAAACUUAUUGGAAAUUCAAAGAGAUUAGAAGCAAAAGUCAGUCGAAUAAUAACCUUGAAAUUAGACCGAAUAAUGAGGUAGUAACUACUACUGAUUUAGCUAAAACGGUUCAAGAUUUAAAUGAUUAUCUCCCCGAUUUCAAAGGAGCCUUGAAUAACUUCUAUGAUGAAAAAUUAAAAGACACUAUUGAAAAUAAAAGUGCGGAGUAUAAGAAACUGUUACAAGAAAACUUUGCUUACGGUCAAAAUACCCAAAAAGCCUUAAUUGCGAUUGCUCUGGCCCAAAUCCCAAGAAAAUCUAAACCAAAUAUGCUUAAUCUACCAACUAACUCCCAAUUAUUCCAAUACUCACAACAGAAUUAUACUUGUGAUAAAUGUCAGCAAGAUUUUCAGAAAACUACGGCUUAUUCCCCAACUGACAAACUGGAAGAAUUAGCCCAACAUCCGACUUACUGUCCGAACUGUGCCAAAGCAACUUCCUUAGUGCCAGUUGCUAAUGGUAAGAAAAAACCGAAAUCUAAAAAAAACACCGUGGCUUACUACCAAUGUCUAUCGGCUUGUUGUCAGCAAGGAAUUAGUCCGAAAAAGAUUAGUCAAGUAGCCUCCGAAUGUAAGCAUAAUAGUUUAACCAUUUUAGCCCAAAGAACUAACGAAAUCCAAAAGUUAAAUGAGGCUUAUCGGCAAAUUGGCGAAAGUUUAACUAGUUUGUUGCAACCGAUUAAAGAAGAAUAA
Entrophospora sp. SA101 is the source of this 1056-nucleotide messenger RNA. Lineage: Eukaryota; Fungi; Glomeromycota; Glomeromycetes; Entrophosporales; Entrophosporaceae. The record is from the annotation of a GenBank genome assembly.